AUGUUGUGUUUCCGGAAUGGUGCUCGGUUGACUGUUGAACUCAAACGCUUCUUACAGGGAGAUGAUGUUGUGGAGGAUGGGGUUGUGGAUGUUUCGCUGAACAGUGUCAGUGAUGUUGGUGAGCUUGCUUUUCUGCUUGAGCUCCCGAUCAAGUGGCAGGGGCGUCGCGACGAUAGAGAUGGUGGAAGACAUUGUAAAAAGCACGCCUUAAUACUAUUGUUUUCCCAAUUCAGGUACCGCGAUAAGCAGAUUUCAGUGAGCGAUAUAAAGCAACAACGGGUAAAUAAGGUUUAUACAUCAGAGUCAUGCAAGGACAACUUUAAUGAGAUGCGAUAUCACUGGCACUCUCUAGACUUUCUGUGGUAG
Molecule: messenger RNA, 366 nt
Organism: Morchella sextelata
Lineage: Eukaryota; Fungi; Ascomycota; Pezizomycetes; Pezizales; Morchellaceae
Exons: 4
Coding region: 1-366 (121 amino acids)
Source: RefSeq, a predicted model, not a curated record